Messenger RNA from Oxyura jamaicensis (ruddy duck), 4652 nucleotides. RefSeq names its product RasGEF domain family member 1B (gene RASGEF1B). Gene Ontology annotation, cellular component: plasma membrane. Bases 1866 to 3284 code for a protein of 472 amino acids. NCBI's taxonomy places the organism in Eukaryota, Metazoa, Chordata, Aves, Anseriformes, Anatidae. Gene Ontology annotation, biological process: positive regulation of GTPase activity; Ras protein signal transduction. The transcript is spliced from 14 exons. The record is from RefSeq and is a predicted model, not a curated record. Gene Ontology annotation, molecular function: guanyl-nucleotide exchange factor activity.
UCGGGACACGGGCUGCGUGUGACAGGUGAAACUUCAGAGCCCCGUCCUCUGCCAAGCGGGAGCGCUGGAGGCGUGCAGCUGGGGGACAGCGAGAGCAGCGGCUGAGGAAGGACCUGAGACCGAAGCUACGCCGCUCUCGCAGCAGACUGCAGACCAAGGCAGCCCUAACAACGAGCAAUGCCUCCCUGCCUGCCUGUGGGUAAACCUCAAUACAGCGCAGAGCGGCGGGGAAAGCUCCGUGAGGAGUUCCCCUGAGCAAAGCGGAGGAGAGCCGACUCCUACCCAAGGAGAAGGGCCAGAAAAACCCAGGGAGAGCCCUGAACAAAGAGGUGCUCUCAGCCCGGACCGACAGCUGUCCCUCCACGGCAGGAGAGCUGGGGGCUUGUGUCGGGGAGGCUGCCCGUGAAAGUGCUGCUGGGGGGAGAUGGGGACCCUGGCUGGCAGGACUGCGUCUGUGUUCCGCCUCUUUAUUUUGAAAGCUGGCAUCUGAGAGAUGUCUCCCUCAGCCUUCUCCUGCAGCUUUCAAAUGAAACGUCUUAGAAGCUGGGAAUCAGCUGAAAAUCUAUGCUAAGUAUACUCUGGACAAGUGGGUAAGACAUUGCUUUGAUUUUGGGUCAGUGAUGGGGGCAUCGCUGCUUUAAGCAGGCAGGACUGAGACAGGCUAUUGUAGGUUUUGUUAACUCCUUGUAAAAGAGAAAAAGAAAGUACUGGUCUGUCAGGGGUUAAGCUCGCAGCCGUAACACAUGCUGAUGAAAAUGCUUUUUGUCCAGCACAACAAAUCCCUGUUUGUUUGGGUUCUCAAUGGUCUCUUUCUCCCGAGCGCUCUGGGGGCAGCACAGUGCAUUGUUACCUGUGCUCUAGUUCGAUGAGCUACCUGGACAGCCCUUGGGCAGUGCAGUGAGGAAGGUACCUGGCACCUGUUUGUGGUGUGGUGAGUGAACUGCUGGCACGCCGUGAUGGGAACAAUAGGCAGCAGUUUUAGACUGAAGUUCCAUUGGAAAGGAAUGUGAACUGGAAACGCUGAAAAGGAGGGAGUUGCUUUUCGUAAGCAGGAAUAGUUAAGAAAUAAUAAUAAUAAUAAAAAAGGUUAGUUUGACUGGGCAAAGAUAGGAAGGGGCUGUGUGUGGAUCAUGUUGUUAGUUUAUACUACAUGGCUAUAAGGGUCCGGUGUUACGACACCCACUAGAGCUGACACGAUUAUGUAGGUGGGUCUUCCUGGAUACCUUUUGCUACCUGACUACUUCAGCGUUGAUGUUCCCCUUGGAAAAGUUGCUACAAAGCUAAAUGGCUAAAACUUAGUAGAACUGGUACUCUCCAGUGCCUCAGAAAUGAUCAGCUGUGAAAGGGUUAAGCGAUGUUUGGGGCCAAAGAUGCAGAACUAGGGCUAGCUGCUGCUAACCGGGAUGCUUUGUGGCUCCAAGUUUUUCUGAGUAUCCAGCACUAGGUGUCGCAAAGAGAGGAGGCAUAAGAAGCAUUGCAUGGUUCGCACUCUGGGGCUUUCCUUUCUAAAUCAGAGCGUUUAGAAACUUUUCUUUCUACGCAAGGCUGCAGGCAGCUUUUGCUGGGAUGUUGAAACAGGGUUCGAGCUAGUUCGUCAUUACACUUAGAAAUGGUGGUGGGAGUUCUGCGAAAUGACUGAGAAACAGAUGAGCUCGUCGUAUUCGCUUCUUUCUUGGCGUGGGUGUGUUGUUCUUCCCACUGUGUCCCUGUUCGGUCUGUAGAGCUCCUUUCAUUAGCUGUGAUCCUUCUCACCCAUUUGGAGAGAUUAGUGUCAAAGCUCCAGCCCUGAGCAGGGGAGCUGUCAGAGGAGAUUUCUUUUAAGGGGCACUGUCUGGAGAAGACAGCCUCGACUUCUGGAGGAAAGGAUGCCGCAGACACCUCCCUUUGCAGCGAUGUUUGACAGCAGCGGCUACAACAGGAAUCUCUAUCAGUCCAAAGAGGACAGCUGUGGAGGCCUCUAUUACCAUGACAACAACCUCUUGUCAGGGUCUCUGGAAGCUCUGAUCCAGCACUUAGUACCCAACGUAGAUUACUAUCCUGAUAGGACGUACAUAUUCACCUUCCUUCUCAGUUCACGCCUCUUCAUGCAUCCCUACGAGCUCAUGGCCAAAGUUUGCCAUCUGUGCAUUGAGCAGCAGAGACUGAGUGAGCCUGGCCUGGACAAGAACCGGAUACGAAAAAUUGCACCCAAAAUCUUGCAGCUGUUGACUGAAUGGACAGAGACGUUUCCUUACGAUUUCCGAGAUGAAAGAAUGAUGAGAAAUUUAAAGGAGCUGGCGCAGAGAAUAGCCAGCGGUGAUGAGAUGUAUCGGAAGAACGUACAGCAGCUCCUCCAGAACCUCCUUCGAAAGCUCGCAACUGUUAGCCAGUAUGAGGAAGUACUUGCAAAAAUUAAUGCAACGUCCACAGAUCGCCUCACGGUCUUAAAGACCAAGCCCCAGUCCAUCCAGAGGGACAUAAUCACAGUCUGCAAUGAUCCCUACACGUUAGCUCAGCAGCUUACACACAUAGAACUUGAGAGACUUAAUUAUAUUGGACCAGAAGAAUUUGUCCAGGCAUUUGUGCAAAAGGACCCUUUGGAUAAUGACAAGAGCUGCUACGGAGAUCGAAAGAAGACCCGUAAUCUGGAAGCCUAUGUAGAAUGGUUCAACAGGCUCAGUUACUUGGUUGCAACAGAAAUCUGUAUGCCUGUGAAGAAGAAGCACAGAGCAAGAGUGAUAGAAUAUUUUAUCGACGUGGCACGGGAAUGUUUUAACAUUGGCAACUUUAACUCCUUAAUGGCUAUUAUUUCUGGCAUGAACAUGAGUCCUGUCUCUCGAUUAAAGAAAACAUGGGCAAAAGUGAAGACAGCCAAGUUUGAUAUUCUUGAGCAUCAGAUGGACCCUUCCAGCAAUUUUUAUAAUUACCGGACUGCUCUGCGUGGAGCCGCUCAGAGGUCCCUGACAGCUCAUAGCAACAGAGAGAAGAUCGUGAUACCUUUCUUCAGCCUCUUGAUCAAAGAUAUUUACUUCCUCAAUGAGGGCUGUGCCAAUCGUCUUCCAAAUGGUCACGUCAAUUUUGAAAAAUUUUGGGAAUUAGCAAAACAAGUCAGUGAAUUCAUGACAUGGAAACAAGUGGAGUGUCCAUUUGAAAGGGAUCGGAAGAUUCUGCAGUAUUUGCUCACCAUCCCAGUCUUCAGUGAUGAUGCACUUUACUUGGCUUCUUAUGAGAGCGAAAGUCCUGAGAAUCACAUUGAAAAGGACAGAUGGAAGACUCUGAGGUCAACGCUUCUGGGCAGAGUCUAAUGCAGGAGAUGGCUGCUGUUUCUGCUGUUGCUACGUUUUGUGGCUCAUCAAGGGGCACGGCGUGGUUUAUUUCUUUGUGUACUGAGCAGCGUUCAAGGUGAUGAAAACUGCAGUCAGUUGAAAUACCUUGUCAACAAAGAUGAGACAAGUUAACUCAAGAACAAACAGGCAGCUUCUCACAUCAGACAGAUGAAAUUAAAUCACAGCCCACUCUUGGCUUAACUAUUGAUUGAAGACAGCACUGGCAGAACCCUUUGAAGAGCUCAGAUGCCACCUAUGAAUCAUUUCACACCUGGAUGAAGUAUUUUUCCCCCUCCUUAUGCUGGAGCUAGCUGCUACAAGGACUCUGGAGCGUUAAUGCUGGAUUAUGGAGGGGAAAAAAUUACCAUUCCUUUCAGUGAAAUCCAGGUUUGCAUCGAAGAACUUCAUUCCUAAUAAGCUGAAUAUAGCAGGAACUUGGCCUGACUGGGACUGCUAAUAAGGGAAAGGACUGGACACAACAUAUUGGCUGCUGGGGAGGGAGAGUUUCUCCCCGCCACUGUAAUGGUGGCUAUUUUUUUUUCUUUUUCCAUUAUGUUUCUGAGUUGGCUGCUGGCAGACAAACUCAUUAUUAAGUUAUUUAAAAAAUGUAAAGUAAUAAAAAAUAAGGCUGUGGUAGAAAACACACCUGGUAGAAAAAUAUAGUAGCUCUGUAGCUUGGACUAUUUUACAACUUCUAGAAAGCUUUUUUUUUUCUUUCUUUCAGUUGUUUACAACUAACCACUACAUGCUACAGACAUUCUUAUUUUUACUAUGCUGUUUUGUUACUCUUAUUUUCCAUACUUGACCUUCUUAUAUUAGGUUGAACAAGCUGACUUUUCUAGAAUGGUCUUUGAGAAACUGAUGUACAAGCUAUGUUAAAAUAUGAAAGUAUGUUUUUAAAUCAUUUUUAUAAUAGCUUUUUUGAGAGGGUAACAAUGGAGAACACAAUCCAGUAUGACAGAAAUAGCAAGAUGCCAAAAAGGAAAAGAAAAAAAAAAAAAAAAAAAAAGAGGCUUCUUCUCAACUACAUCUGUGAACAAAACAGUCUCCCUUUGUUUGCUUUAUGGAUUAUAGUUAUGACUGUGAAGUAGUUCACUGUGUUAUACACCUGAUAAGUUUGUAGUAGCUCUGAAUACUUAGCCACUCUAUUUAUCCUAGGAAGAACCUAAUGAGGAAAAAAAAGAAACUGUAGCUGUAGAUCACCCUGGAUGUGAAAUCACUAAGCAAAGGCACAUACUUGGAAAAACAGGUAUUUGCAAUUAUCCUGCCACUGUUACUUAAAAAAAAAAAAAAAAAAAAAAAAAAGGCAAAGAAAUAAGAAUAAAGAUAUCUAUUUGUUGCACUGUA